Pneumocystis carinii B80 is the source of this 748-nucleotide messenger RNA. RefSeq names its product ATP synthase F1, delta subunit. Gene Ontology annotation, cellular component: membrane. The record is from RefSeq and is a predicted model, not a curated record. Gene Ontology annotation, biological process: proton motive force-driven mitochondrial ATP synthesis. The transcript is spliced from 6 exons. Lineage: Eukaryota; Fungi; Ascomycota; Pneumocystomycetes; Pneumocystales; Pneumocystaceae. Bases 47 to 706 code for a protein of 219 amino acids. Gene Ontology annotation, molecular function: proton-transporting ATP synthase activity, rotational mechanism.
CGGACAAAUUAAGAUUAAUAACAAGUAAAUCUUAGUUAAGGUAGAAAUGAGCCUUAGAUCAUUAAGGAUCAGAGGAAAUAUUGUUAAUAUUCCAAUAAUAUUAAGGAGACAAGGAUACGCAACAGCAGCAAUUCAUGCUAAGGCACCAGUUCAGUUGUAUGGAGUUGAUGGGACAUACGCUACAGCUCUGUAUAAUGCAGCAAGUAAAAGUACAUCUCUUGAGAAGAUCGAGAAAUCGCUUAAUUCUCUGUGUAAUAUUAUUGAUAAAGAUGUGAAACUUUCAUUAAUUCUUAACAACCCGUCACUUUCAAUAAAGGAACGAACAGUGAUUGCAGAUGUUCUUUCGAAAUUGCUAGGAAAAGACGAAUUAAUUUCGAAUUUUUUACAAGUAAUUGCAGAAAAAAAUCGUUUUAACCUUAUAAAAGAUGUAUCUAAGAAGUUUUCAUAUCUUAUAACAACAAAAAGAGGGGAAGUUGAAGUAGUUGUUACUAGUGCAACAUUACUUGAUUCACAUUCUUUGAAGCGUUUAGAAACAGCUAUUUCAAAAUCAAAAUAUGUUGGACCAGAAAAAAAACUUGUAAUGAUUAAUAAAGUAAAUAAAAAUAUUAUUGGAGGCAUUAUUGUAGAGAUUGGAAACUAUACAAUCGAUUUAAGUGUAGCAGAUAAAAUUCUAAAAUUAAAUAAAAUUUUGACAGAUUCUAUUUAAAUCUGUUGAUUUGUUUUAUAUCCUAAUAUUGAAAAACAGGAG